Molecule: messenger RNA, 364 nt
Organism: Staurois parvus
Lineage: Eukaryota; Metazoa; Chordata; Amphibia; Anura; Ranidae
Source: the annotation of a GenBank genome assembly
GGGGGCCCCCGGGCAAUAGGGGAUCAUGGGGUCCCUGUGUCCUUGCCCAAACUCAAAAAAGCCUGUGAAAAAAGUACCAGGGGCAUCUCAUGGGGCCCCCUACUCACCCCGGGCCCUCGGGCAGUGCCUGAAUUUCCAAAUGGUCAGUCUGCCCCUGAUUGGGUCCUACAUGGUUACUCUGUGACAGGGGCGGACUGACAACUCAUGGGGCCCCGGGCAAUAGGGGAUCAUGGGGCCCCUGUGUCCUUGCCCAAACUCAAAAAAGCCUAUGAAAAAGGUACCAGGGGCAUCUCAUGGGCCCCCCUACUGACCCCGGGCCCUUGGGCAGUGCCCGAGUUUUCAAAUGGUCAGUCCACCCCUGCUC